AUGCCUAAAAAUGCUCAAAAUAAAGGUCCUUGUGCAAUAAUUGAUUGUCAGAGUAUUAUUGAUACUGAUAGAUUUAGAACAAUUACUGAUAAUAAUGUGAUGCAGAAAGAGGAAGAAAAAGAGUCAGAUAAUUUGGAUGAUAUUGACAGUAAUGAAAAAUGGGGAAAUGAUGAUGAUAGUGGUUGGGAAAAUGUAGAAGAUAUCAAAGAAGAGAACAAAAAUAUAUGCAUGGAGUUGGUUGAAUAUGCAAUGAAAAAGUAUAAGUCAUAUAGAAGAAUUCCUGACUAUGUUAUUCAGGAAUUGAAUAAUAAAAAAUAG
Molecule: messenger RNA, 318 nt
Organism: Entrophospora sp. SA101
Lineage: Eukaryota; Fungi; Glomeromycota; Glomeromycetes; Entrophosporales; Entrophosporaceae
Source: the annotation of a GenBank genome assembly